Gigantopelta aegis is the source of this 1618-nucleotide messenger RNA. RefSeq lists its product as uncharacterized. The transcript is spliced from 4 exons. Lineage: Eukaryota; Metazoa; Mollusca; Gastropoda; Neomphalida; Peltospiridae. The record is from RefSeq and is a predicted model, not a curated record. Bases 167 to 565 code for a protein of 132 amino acids.
UACAGGAUGUGACGUAGUUGUGUGAUGGAGAGGUUGGAAUGCGGAAGAUUGUUUUGAUUUCAUGGCAUUCUAGCUUUGAUGUCAUAUUUAUUUCGUUUACAGCAUGUGGUUUAAACCAAAAUAUCACAUGUAAUUUACAGAAGUGUAGCAACAAGUGGUGAAAGUUAUGGCGGAUGGUCAAAAAGCAUUUGAAGAACCCGAUUGUGACUAUGAUGAAAGUACCAAACCAGGAUAUGUGCGGAUUCGCUUGCACAUUCCAGGAAUUGAGCCACGGACUGCUGGUAGUUUAAGCAAAAUACUUUCAAAAGAUCCAAAAGCCAAAAAUGCCAAGUUCAUUGGCCCAGUUUGUGAUAUUAGGUCCUAUGACUUGAAGAUUGUUGGAGAAGCUGAUCUCAAGGACCAGAAUUACAUGUUUACAAUCAAACGACUUCCUUUUGAUAUUAUUCCAUAUAAAUGUACUUUUGAGGUCCAGAAAAACUGGGUGUAUGUCUUUUUAAAAAAGAAAGAAAAGGAUCAGUCUUGGGAACAGCACCUGAGAGCAGGCAGCCUAGAAACAAGUGAUUGAUUCAAACUGAGAGCAGGCAGCCUAGAAACAAGUGAUUGAUUCAAACUGAGAGCAGGCGGUCUAGAAACAAUUGAUUGAUUCAAACUGAAUUAAACAGGCAGUCUAGAAACAAGUGAUUGAUUCAAACUGAAUUAAGCAGGCAGUCUAGAAACAAGUGAAUUAUUCAAACUGAGUGCAGACAAUACAGGAAAGUGGUAUUCAUGCAGAACAGUACAGUGAUAAAUUCAGUUCAAGAAAAUGGAGAGAGGGGCUGUCUGGUGUUUGAUCCUGGUUAAAAACGUGUACGGGCUUCCAUUUUUAUAGAGGGGACAGGCUGAUUUUUGCCUGAAUUAAACGAAAAUAACAAUGUUUAUUCAUAUUAACAUUAUUACCAAACUGCUAGGGAUCACUACACAUUUUUACAUGGAUUUUCCUAAUAUUGUGAGUAAAACGAUAGAAAUACAUGGUGAAAAGGUUUUAGGCCAACUCAUUUUACCUGAAUGUCGCCAUUGUUUUUGCACGAAUUUGAAGAUUUGCUCCAGCCUUUAUAUUAUUUAGAGUAUUUUGGGGGUUCAUUGGUGCCAGGUGUAUGCUGGGAAAUACACAUCUGUGGAUGGAGGUGAACCAGGUGGGUGAUAAGGUGGGCAGUUCAGAGGAUGGUCAGAUGGGACUGCAGCACGUCUGCCCCCCCCCCCCCCCCCCCCCCCCCCCCCCCCCCCCCACCUCUGCUAGAGCUUUUACUCUUUUACUUUUACAAUACAUUUUGAAUGACAGUUUGGUAUGAACUGCCUUUUUUUAUUAGUCUUGGUGGUGGUAUAAUUGUCAUUUUGACUUCAUAGAGGACAAUCGGUAGAUGAAUUUGUUUUUUUCUGUUAUUUAAGACAUUUUUUAUGAUAUUUUGUUUUAUAUACAUACUGAAACUGAUAUUCUACCAAACUGACAAUGACAGAAGGUGCUACUCCUGUGAGAUGAUGAACGUGUUGUUAGAAACGUGUAUGCGAUUGUUACUGUGUUAACACCACAUACAUGAUUGUAUAAUAUACAAUGUGCAAUAAAUGUUUAUGAUCAUUAAAA